GGUGUGGAAUGGCGUUGUGAUGAGACUACUAAGAAAGCUUGUUAUAGUAAAGGCAAAUCAACGGAAGAGUGCCAGAAUUAUAUUCGUGUUCUCCUGAUUGGUGGAGAUAGAUUAUUUGCAUGUGGAACUAAUGCAUUUACACCCAUUUGCACUAAUCGGACGCUAAGUAACCUGGAAGAGACACAUGAUCAGAUCAGUGGCAUGGCACGCUGUCCUUAUAGCCCUCAGCACAAUUCUACAGCUCUCCUUGCAAGCACCGGUGAGUUAUAUGCAGCAACCGUCAUGGACUUUCCAGGGAGAGAUCCGGCAAUUUAUCGCAGCUUGGGUAUUCUCCCUCCACUUCGGACUGCACAGUACAACUCUAAGUGGCUGAAUGAACCAAAUUUUGUGUCUUCAUAUGACAUCGGAAACUUCAUCUACUUUUUCUUCCGAGAGAAUGCAGUGGAACAUGACUGUGGGAAAAUAGUUUUUUCUCGGGCUGCUCGAGUUUGUAAGAAUGACAUUGGUGGCAGAUUUUUGCUGGAAGAUACUUGGACCACCUUCAUGAAAGCGCGUUUGAAUUGCUCCCACCCUGGAGAAAUUCCAUUUUACUACAAUGAAUUACAGAGUACGUUCUUCCUGCCAGAACUGGAAUUAAUCUACGGGAUCUUUACCACUAAUGUGAACAGUGUAGCCGUUUCAGCUGUUUGUGUGUUUAACAUGACUGCAAUAACUCAUGUCUUUAGUGGGUCAUUCAAAUACCAAGAAAACUCUCGUUCUGCCUGGCUUCCUUAUCCCAACCCUAAUCCUAAUUUUCAGUGUGGCACCAUGGAUCAAGGCCUGUAUUUGAACCUGACAGAGAGGAAUCUCCAAGAUGCCCAAAAGUUUAUUUUGAUGCAUGAAGUGAUCCAACCUAUCACACCAGUUCCUUACUUCAUGGAGGACAAUAGCCGCUUUUCCCAUGUGGUUGUGGAUGUGGUACAAGGAAAAGAAAUGCUUUUUCAUAUAAUUUAUUUGGCCACAGAUCAUGGGACAAUUAAGAAAAUCCUUGCUCCAGUUAAUCAGACAGCCAGCAGUUGUUUGCUAGAGGAGAUACACAUCUUUCCAAAGAAGCAAUGGGAGCCCAUCAAGAGCCUUCAGAUUUUACACAGUCAGAGCGCUCUCUAUGUGGGUCUUCAGAGAAGUGUGGUGAAGAUCCCACUGAAGAGAUGCCAGUUUUAUAAAACAUUCAGCACAUGUGUUGGAUCCCAGGAUCCUUAUUGUGGCUGGGACUUAGUGCUAAGGAAAUGCACACCAUUGGAAGAAAGCUUGAGCAUGAGUCAAUGGGAGCAGAGCAUCUCUCUCUGUCCAAAGAGGAAUUUGACUGUGGAUGGCCAUUUUGGAUCCUGGUCAGAAUGGAAGCCUUGUACACACGUAGAUGGAUCAAGUGUAGGCAUUUGCCUCUGUAGAACACGCCUAUGUGACAAUCCAGUUCCAAAAUGUGGGGGCCGCCAGUGUGAAGGGUCAAGCAUUGAGAUUGUUAACUGCUCUAGGUAUUGCAAUGAGCAUUUGUUGUGUUCUCCUCAUGUGUUCUGGACUGGCUGGGGUGUAUGGGAACGUUGCACAGCCCAGUGUGGAGGAGGCAUUCAGGCUCGCCACCGAACUUGUGAAAAUGGCCCAGAUUGUCCGGGUUGCAGUGUUAAUUUAAUCUGUUCCACAUGACUGCUGUGGGGUUGAGUAGCUCAAUUCUUGGGUGCCUUCUGACUCUUCUGGUCUACACUUAUUGCCAGCGAUAUCAACAGCAGUCUCAUGAUGCCACCGUCAUUCAUCCAGUAUCCCCAGCACCUCUGAACACCAACAUCACCAAUCACCUCAACAAACUGGACAAGUAUGAUUCUGUAGAUGCCAUUAAGGCAUUUAAUAAAAAUAAUCUCAUCCUAGAAGAACAAAACAAGUACUUCAAUCCACAUCUCACCGCAAAAGCGUAUUCCAAUGCCUAUUUUACAGAUUUGAAUCACUACGAUGAAUAUUAAAAAGGCAUCUGCUAAUUUCAUCUGGGUCUCCAAGAUGUGAACCCUCUGUGUGAAUAUCGAAUUGUUAAUACCAUGUUGUUGCCAGCUUUAACACAACAAAAAAGCACUCAGUUGUGUUGGUACAAUCUUGCAGUAAAGAAACAAACUUUGGUAAUGCAAUAUUUGUAUUGUGUUGUACAUUGGAAUUAUACAGGCAAGAAAUGAAAUGUCUGGGGGAGGAUACUUUGAGGCUUGCUACCAUCCUACUAAUUCAUCUCUUCAGUUUCUCAGUUAUAUAUUGGAAGGGCCAUAGCCUGCCUUCUGGAUGCAGCAUUCUCAUUUGCCUAAGAGACGAUUCUUCCAUGAAUGGGAAGCCAAAACCAAGAAAAUAACAGAUUAUUGAAUGAAAUUACUCUUAGCAGCAGAGGCCUUGAGAACUUCAUCCUCCAUGCCAGACUAGGAUGUUGAUGCGGUAUGUCCUAAAGAAGCUGGUAGCUUGUAUGUCUACACCAUCAGGGUGCAAGCUAAGUUGCUGGCAUGUGCCACAGAGGAGCAGAAGAACAAGCAACAUAGCAAAUCUAGAAAUAGGCAGGCACUGUUCGUUUCAAUCGGUCAGGAUGGGACGAUUCAUAAAAAAUAAAUAAGGGCUCGCUGAAUUCUGCAUGAUAUUGGCAUAGAUAGAAUUCUGUACCAAACAAGGUACUUGCAUCUUGGGCACCAGUUUUCAGCCUGUAUGUAAGGAUCCAUCUGGAAUGUUCAUUAUGAAAUUGACAAACUGUGUUUUAUAUUUUUGUUGCAUUUAUAAACUGAAAGAAAAAGGAAAAAAACCUGCAAAAGUGAAACCAAAACAGCAACAAAAAACCUUACUCUAAGACAUAUCAAACUUCAAACAACUCAUUUCUUAAACUCAGCCCUAAACAUUCUUUAUGGAAUAAUAUUGUUCAAUCUUUCUAUUACAACUCUAAAGAAACAGGCUAGCUCUCUAUCUUUCAAAAGAGUAAAUUGUUUUGCAAAACUCUGUCUCCUUCUCUGCCAUUCAAUUGUUUAUUCCCUUGAAUAUUUUAGGCCAUUUUAAUUUCAUUUGAAAAUUACAUUCUUGUAUUUUUUACACUAAUAAUUUCCCCAAAAACUUUCCGUGUACCCCUUGUUUUUUUUAAUGUUUCCCUAGGAGGGCAUAUCACCCACUUUCUAAAUUCUGCUGUAUUGUAUUUACGUUUAUUGUUUAUUCACCAAAUUAAAUUUCCACCUCCAAGUUUCAGAACUAAAUUUAGUUGAAAGGGUAUCAUCAUGAGCCAGCAAAAGGCCCCAAAUUUUAUUGAAAUCCCCAGCCUUAAUUAUCCGCCACUAAAAUAAAAAUAAAAACUUUGUAAAAUGUUUAGAUGGUACUUAUUGAGUUAAUGAAUUUAAAUUAUUAUAUAAAGAAAACAUAAUGUGGUUGUUAAAACUUUUAAAUGCCACUAUUGAAAAGGAUCUAGAUCACCACAAAUUUUGAAGUUUUACUGAUUUAAAUGAUUCUGCCUUGGUAGAUUUUGAAUUUCCAAUAAUAAAUACUUGACCAAGACAUCUUUUGAAUAAAAUAUAUCUCUUGUAUAGAAGAAUAUAGAAUGGUGGAGGGGCCGUUUAAUAUUUUUUUCCAUUUGGCAAGUAAUUGUUUUUUAAACAUCCAUCUAAGAUUUUUUUUUUUACAUUCCAUGAUAAAGACAACAUACUUUUAAAAAAACAUGGAACCAAGGAACCACAUAACCAAGGAAUUUAAAAAAGAGAGACAUCCUAUUUAGGAACUAAAAACUCCAUGAUAAUGGAGUUAUCCUGAUUAAAAAAAUGGGAUGGAAAUUUUUUAAAAACUAAAAAGAAAUAGUUAUAAUCCCAGUGAAUGAGAUGUGUUGAAAAUAUAUACAAGAACAACCCUCAUCACAAGCCAAAUGGCCCUCCAAUCUCUAAAAGAAAUGAAAAUAAAAAGUUAAACUAUAAAAACAGCUGCCAUGAAUAAGCAAUGAAUAUCCGUAUAGCUACUAUAUCAAAAACAGGUAAACACCCUUCAGAGUAUAUUCCUACAAACAAAAAUAAAAUUGUAAAAAAGAAUAACUUGUUUAAUUCCUUGAACUUGCUGAAUGAUUUCAUUUAUGGAAGCUAAUCCGGAAAAGUAAUGAUCAUCUUUGCAUUUCAAUUUGAAGACUCCAUUUGCCGAGAUUAAAUCCAGGAUAAGAUCCCAUCUUUACUGUAAAUCCUAAGAGACACAUAACAACAAGAGUGGCUUUCUUUGCUGAGCACAAAUGGAAACCUACACAGUUUCAAUUCCCAGCUUGACUGCAAAUCAAGUCUAAACUCUCCAUAAUAAUUACUAUAGACCAAUCUUACCUAAUGUUUCAGGAAUGUUUAGCAAUGGUAAAUUAUUUCUACGAAAUAGACCUUAUAAACAGGUCCCUUCAUCUUGAAGAGCCUUUCUUAAUUUCAGCAGAUGGCUUGUGCCUGCCUGCAGAUCCAUUCCUGCUUUUUGCCCUGCUUUUCUUAAGAGCAGAUGGAAAAGCACAAGUGCUUCUAUUUUUAAUACGGUUUUAAAAAUCAAGCUAAAAUGUAAAAUGGUGACGUGUAUUAAGCAAACCAUUAUUAUAAUUUGAUGCUUCAAGAUUGUAACCCUCUACUUUUUUGCCAGGGAAUAAGUCCAGUGCACUGCGGGAGUGAUUUCUGAGUAGACAUAAGUAUUGUGUUAUACAGUAAGUGAACUUUGUCAUAAGCACGUAAAUAAAGUGCUUACUUGUAUAUACA
This is a messenger RNA of Thamnophis sirtalis, 4736 nucleotides long. Lineage: Eukaryota; Metazoa; Chordata; Lepidosauria; Squamata; Natricidae. The record is from RefSeq and is a predicted model, not a curated record.